GCUGGGAACCUUACUCAAAACCCAAGGGAUUAAACCACCAGAGGAGAUCAUACCCGACACGAUAGCCACACCUUUACUACGCUUCAACGUCAAUCAGCUAACACACUUCAUAUCAACCACACCACUCCUCCGCGGCGCAACAAGAGACUUAUCCACAUUUGAAAACCU
This is a messenger RNA of Pelobates cultripes (western spadefoot toad), 168 nucleotides long. Lineage: Eukaryota; Metazoa; Chordata; Amphibia; Anura; Pelobatidae. The record is from the annotation of a GenBank genome assembly.